This is a messenger RNA of Lucilia sericata (common green bottle fly), 3967 nucleotides long. RefSeq lists its product as uncharacterized. The coding region runs from base 1607 to 3295 and encodes 562 amino acids. The record is from RefSeq and is a predicted model, not a curated record. The transcript is spliced from 2 exons. Lineage: Eukaryota; Metazoa; Arthropoda; Insecta; Diptera; Calliphoridae.
ACCAGUUCUUACAUUAAGCAAACUGUCGAUAGCAAGUCAAUAAACACAAGCCCGAACGCGUUAAAAAUAAUUGCGAUGACGCGAGAGUUGUCCCCAAAUCAGACCUGAAUCACAAAGUAUACAGAGCAUCCCAUCACUGGUGAAUUCAACUGCAGCCAACUUCAACUGCGAUUGGUAGAAAAAAAGAAGAGAAGAAGUUAAACAAACAACAUCAUACAGUGAAAAAAAAAAAACCAAAAACCUAAAGCGGCAUCAUCAACCUUUAAAACCAAAACUUAAAACUAAAACAAAUGAACAUAAAACUUACCUAAAAUUAAACCUAUAAUUUGAACCCAAAACAAAAAAAAAAACCUAAUUAAAACCUAAUACUAUUUAAAACUUAAAUCUAAAAUAAAUAGUUAAAAGAAUAAAAUCUAUUUUAAACAUAAAGAUAAAAUAAAUAAUUAAAAGACUAAAAUUAAAAGAAUAAAACCUACUCUAAAUUUAAAUAUAUAAACAGUGAAUUAAACCCUCAACUAACCCUAAAUUUAUAAAUAAAUAAAUACAUAUACACGUUUUAUAACGUUUUUAAAAUAUAAAAAAAGGAAGUGUGUUUUAUUUUACCCCCUUUAUGGCACAUACCCCCGAACCCGUCUACACAUUGGUCCUAACGAACCGAAUACUUAUGAAAAUUAAGUAAAGUGAAACAGUAACAAUUAAAAAAAAAAAAAAAAACAAUACAGUCCACAAAUAAAACAAAAGUGAGAAUUAAAAACAGUUCACUGAAACAAAAAUCAAAAACUAAAAAAAAAAAAUAAAAAAAAAAUAAACAAAACAGUACACAAAAAUAAUUAUAAAAAAAGAACUAAAGUUCACAAUAAUUAAAAAACCAAUUUUAAAAUAAAACAAACACUCAACGAAACAUAGAAGCAAUUUUGACAGUGAACGUCAAAAUUUGUAAAACAAUUUAAUUUUGUUUUAUUUUCCAGUUAAUAAAGAUAAACCCUAGCUAGCCUUUAUAUAAAAGGCUCAAAAGAUAAGUAUUUUUAUUAAUAACCCACCCUACCCCAUAACACUUAUCUUUUUUUGUUUGAAAAUAAAAUAAUUUAUUAACAAAAAUAAAAUUUUACACACAGUUUUUUAUUAAUAUACUAAUAAAACAUACCCACAUUAAAUCACACACUGUAUGUUUGCAAAAAUAAAAUUACAGAAAACAUAUUACAACAAUUAAACACACUUAAAUUUACUUACCCAAAAUAACAAGUAAUUUGUAAUAUUUACUUACUAUAAAAACACUAACAACACAAGUACUUGUCGAUCAUCUCAUAGCGGGAAGAUCAGCGCAAAGAAGAAUCGACAAGGAAAAAUUUUUUUUUUACACACACUCGUACAUAAGUACAAUAGUUAGUACCCUACACCCCAGCAGAGUCGGUAAGUUCAAGUAUUUGUAACUUACAUUUCCUAAUAUAUAAUUUUUAAUAAAAAAAAUUAUAUUUUACACUAUUUUCAACACAUUUGCUAUCAUAAACACCCACCCACCCAGUUCAUGAAAUUUUACCCAAUUUUCUUUUUCUAAAGUGUUAAUGCAGAACUCAAAACCCUAUUUAAUUUACCCUAUGUUAACACCAUGCAUAGUUUUUCUAUAAGACAACUACAGAGAAAGAUUAACUGUUGUAUUGCGAAUUUAAAUUCCUUAGAGAUUGAUACGGAUAAUUGGGAUCCGAUCUUUAUUUAUCUCUGUUCAACAAAAUUACCCCGGGAAACCCGAACAGAAUUUGAAAAAACUCUUCAUGAUUGUGCUGAAAUGCCUUCUUGGACAGAUCUAGAUCUGUUUUUAACAAAUACAUUUAAGGAACUAAUAUCGGUUGAUGAUGUUCCAGAUUUAAACCCUUACACUCACCCAAAACCCAAACAUGUCCAAGAAAACAAGAACUAUGUAAACAGAAGAGGCAAUACACUUCACACAAUGGUCAAUUUUGAAAAUGACAACUACCCAGAAAAUGAUGUUCAAUGUGAACAAGAAUUAUUAAACCCUACCCAAAAUUACCCAAAAACACAUAAAAGAAUAUGUGUACUAUGUGACAGUGAUCACGCUUUGAAGGAAUGCUCAUCAUUUAACUCCUUUGGAUUAAAUGAGAGGAUUGAAUUUGUGAAAAAUAAUGCCAUCUGUUACAAUUGUUUAGCUAUUGGCCAUACAAUUGAAAAUUGUUCAAGCACUUUUACAUGUAGAUAUUGUGGUGGUCCACAUAAUACACUUUUACACAACCCAGAUUCAAACCCGAACCCAACAUUUGAUGAAAACCCUCCAAAUGUGCUACAAUCUUUCUCCACCCUAACCCGAUCAAAUAAACAUGUUUUAGAUGACAGAAAGAAGCUAUUAGCAACAGCUGUUAUGCAGAUUGAAGCUCAAGGAAGAUUAUUUCCAGCGCGAGCGCUAAUAGACCCAGCUUCUGAUUACUCAUUUAUUUCGGAUCAGUUAAGACGUAGACUACGUUUACCCACCCUACCCAUAUCAGCUGAAAUAUCAGGUUUGAACGAAGUUGUAUCAGCUCGUUCAAACCAAAUGUGUGAAGUGACUCUGAGGUCCAAAACCCAAAAAGAUUUUAAUUUAAAAAUCCAAUCGAUAGUGGUCAAAACGCUAACUCAAAAUAUACCCACCCAAAAUAUUAACCCAAGUAUAAUUGAAAAUUUACAUAAUGUUGAGUUAGCUGACCCAAGGUUCUACGAAAGUAGACCCAUCGACCUUAUAGUAGGAAGUGAUUUUUACCCAAAGAUUAUAAAAUCUGGUAUUGAGAACAAUGUUUUAAAUACACUUUUAGCUCAAGAAACCCAAUUUGGUUGGAUCUUGACUGGACCGAUUGAAGAGCCUCACCAAGCUCGAACCCAACCCACAACACAAAGAGCAUUAUCAUAUUUCAGCUCAGUAACCCUGAAUGAUUGCAUAACCCAAAAACCCAAUAAAUUUGUAGAAGAAUCUAAAUUUGAAAAUAAUUUCACAAAUAAAAUGCAAAAUAUACCCGAUGUGCGUUAUAAAGUAAAUCUUCCAUUUCCUACCCAUAAAUUAGAAAUAGAAAAAUCUAAAAAUAUUUAUUUAAGAACAAAAUUAAAGAAUGCGAAGAAUAUUAAUAAUAAUCCAACAUUAAAAAAAGAUAUACAUAACGCACACCAAAAACAUGUUGAUCAUGGUCACAUUAAACCCACCCAAUUUAGAAAUGAUAGAUCUUCAACAACUUGCAAUUUUUCACAAUUAUACUAUUGUCAAACCCAAUCGCAUAAUGACAAUUGUCGAGUCGAUUUUAGAACGACAAUAGUUUAAUUGAUAAUUUAUAUGUACUGAUCCUACUCUAUAAAAUUAAAUACCCUAAAAGAGUAAUCGAAUCGGAUGAUUAAGUUGUCAAACCCAAGAAAGCCAAUAAUCAAAACACAACCCAAUUAUUUCAUUAACCCAACCAAUUCUUAUAAUGAAUUAUUUACCCACCCAUUAUUAACCCAUAACUAACAUUCACACUAACCCACUCAUACACAGAAAAUGAUCCUGCCCAUGCAGUAAAAAAGGGAACCGAAAUGGAUUCGGAUAGAAGAUACUACCCUAAACCCGAAUGUAGCAUAUGCUGGAUUUCCCAAAGGAAAACCUUAAGUAUUUUGCUUUACAUGUCUCCACAACCACACACAUUACCCGCAUAUAUACCCCGUACUAAAGUCUAUUUCAUUCCAGGUCUUUCAUUGGGGGGAGGAUGUUCACACGGUGAACAAAUAGUACCCAUUUUACCCAACACUUUACCCUCAGCAUCCCAUCACUGGUGAAUUCAACUGCAGCCAACUUCAACUGCGAUUGGUAGAAAAAAAGAAGAGAAGAAGUUAAACAAACAACAUCAUACAGUGAAAAAAAAAACCAAAAACCUAAAGCGGCAUCAUCAACCUUUAAAACCAAAACUUAAACCUAAAACAAAUGAACAUAAAACUUACCUAAAAUUAAACCUAUAAUUUG